Sordaria macrospora k-hell is the source of this 1077-nucleotide messenger RNA. The record is from RefSeq and is a predicted model, not a curated record. NCBI's taxonomy places the organism in Eukaryota, Fungi, Ascomycota, Sordariomycetes, Sordariales, Sordariaceae.
AUGUCUUCUACCGACGACGAAGCCGGCCGUAUUACUUUCGAGCUUUACAAUGACAUUGUGCCCAAGACGGCCGAGAACUUCCGCGCCUUGUGCACCGGCGAGAAGGGCGUUGGCAAGUUGGGCAAGCCGCUACACUACAAGGGCUCCACGUUCCACCGUGUUAUCAAGCAGUUCAUGAUCCAGGGUGGUGACUUCACCGCUGGAAACGGCACCGGUGGCGAGUCCAUCUACGGCGCCAAGUUCGAGGACGAGAACUUCCAGUUGAAGCACGACCGUCCAUUCCUUCUGUCCAUGGCCAACGCUGGUCCCGGCACGAACGGCUCCCAGUUCUUCGUCACCACCGUUCCUACCCCACAUCUUGAUGGCAAGCACGUCGUCUUUGGCGAGGUGCUGAGCGGCAAGUCAGUCGUCAGACAGAUUGAGAACCUGAAGACCCAGAACGACAAGCCCACCAAGGAGGCCGUCAUUGCCGACUGCGGCGAGCUUAGCGGCGAUGCAGCUGUGAGCGCCGACACUAAGACUGCCGACGCCUACGGCGACGAAUACGAGGACUUCCCCGAGGACGAAGCCACCGACGGCCAGCCCCUCUCUGCCUCCAAGAUUCUCAAGAUUGCGACCGACUGCAAGGAUUUUGGCAACAAGGCCUUCAAGGCCGGCGACCUCCCCGUGGCCCUCGACAAGUAUCAGAAGGGUCUGCGCUACCUGAACGAGGAUCCCGAGCUUGACAAUGAGCCGGCUGAUACAAAGGCAAAGUUGGACGCCCUGCGCGUCUCGCUCAACAGCAACGCGGCUCUCAUGAACAUGAAGCUGAGCGCUUGGGAUGAGUGCGUCCGCAGCGCCGACAGCGCGCUUGCUGUUGCCGCCAUCUCAGACAAGGACAAGGCCAAGGCUCUCUACCGCAGGGGUUACGCCCAGGUGCGCAUGAAGGACGAGGACAGCGCCUUGACGAGUCUGGAGGAGGCCAAGAAGAUUGCGCCUGAAGAUGCCGCCAUUCUCAAUGAGCUGGCGGCUGUCAAGAAGGCUGCCGCGGCUAGAUUGGCCAAGGAGAAGGCCGCCUUCAAGAAGUUCUUUUCUUGA